UGAUCACCAAUUAAUGCUGGCCCGGCGCGCGGCACCAGUGAAUUGAACCAGCUCCACAGAGCGCACUGCAUAUUCUUUGUUUGCUCCUUCAGUCGUUUGCGUAUACAUACACUGAUCUGAUCUGAUGAUGGCCUCAUCCCUGAGCGUCGCCCGCUUUUGCGGGCAGUCUGCCGCGCCCUUUGCCAGAACAGCGUCGUCGUCUGCUGCGGCGGGCGCUCAAAAUGCAGACGGUGUCAAUGUGCGCGGCAGCAAUGCCGGCAGGGAGCUUGUUUGCCGCGGGAAUAUGUGGGGCCGGAAGAUCCAGUACGCGCCAGUUGAGGCCUUUCCUUGCAGAGGAAGCAAAGUCAAGGCGUCCCCAAUCAGCAUGGGCUGGACCCAGAUGCCGGGCGGCCUCAAAACCAUCAGCAGUGGGGACGAGAAAACGGUAGUGGGCACCGAUACUGCGAACAACGUAUAUCUGUUCGACGGCACUGAAUGGAGCCAGGCAACUGGGAAGAUGGCGCAGGUUUCGGCCGGAUUUAGCGGCAUGUGGGCUGUUGACAGACAGAAUCAGCUGUACCAGUGGGACGAAGCCGCCCCGGAGUUUGUUGAGGUCACUCCAAUGCCCGGCAGCGGGAAAAUCGCCCACGUGGCCUCCGGGCAAGACGUGUACGUCAUCGACACGAAACGCCAGAUCUUCAAGUACCAGGGAGAAGGCAAGUGGAUCCAGCUCGACGGCUUGCUGGACGCGAUUGACACCAACGAUUACGGCGACCUCUGGGGCAUCCAACUGGGCGAAUUAAAGAAGGUGUACCGACGCUUCUCGGGGCGGUGGGUGUACGUCCCCGGGCCCGAGGGGCGCGACAGUGUCAAGCAGAUUUCCACUGGUCUGUGCGGAGUAUGGGCGGUGGACGCCAAAGGCAGCAUCUUCCGCUGGGUUAUGAACACGAGUGAAACGGGCGCUUGGUUCAAGGAAGAGGGAUCCCUCUCGGCCAUCAGCGCGGGUUACCCCACCGUCUGGGGCCUGGACAAGAACGGCAAGGUGUACAGAUAUACAGUGUAA
This is a messenger RNA of Klebsormidium nitens, 1042 nucleotides long. Lineage: Eukaryota; Viridiplantae; Streptophyta; Klebsormidiophyceae; Klebsormidiales; Klebsormidiaceae. The record is from the annotation of a GenBank genome assembly.